AUGGCUCUGUUGCUACGUAGCGUGACAUCAGUAGCCGCCAAGCGGACGACUGUCUUUGCACUAGUAGACUUUGCUGUAUCUUGUGGGAGCGUGCGUGGCUUUGCAGUCAAGAAGGACAAGAAGAAGAAGGGUAAAAAGGGUGGUGAAGACGCCAACUUUGAGCAGAUGCUGCGUGCCAUUAAGGGCCAGUAUCCGGACGCCGAAGAGUGGACAGAGGAGGAAAAGCAGCGCCACCAAGAGAUUGGCCGUCGCUACAAUAUGAUGAGCACAAUCGAGCACAAUCACUUUAUGCGCGACGUGCAGAACAAGAUUGACCUCAAGUGGGAGGCCAUUAAUGCGCUACCUGCUGAGCUGCAGGCUGAAGCAUUGGAGAUUGACGAUGCUCCAGAACCGGAGGAGCGUGGCAUAGCCACUUGGACGCCGCCCAUUCCGGGCUUUCGACGAUACACGGACGAAGGAGAUCAGACAUUGGACUAA
Messenger RNA from Peronospora farinosa, 477 nucleotides. The record is from the annotation of a GenBank genome assembly. Lineage: Eukaryota; Oomycota; Peronosporomycetes; Peronosporales; Peronosporaceae.